AUGCGUGGCUCACUUAUCCUGGAAGAUGGUUCCAUGUAUGCUGGCACUGUUUUUGGUGCCGCAAAAAAUUUAUGCGGUGAAGUUGUUUUUCAAACUGGUAUGGUUGGUUAUACCGAAUCACUGUCAGAUCCAUCCUAUUCCGGUCAAAUACUUGUGUUAACUUAUCCAUUAAUUGGAAAUUAUGGUGUUCCUGAUGAAAAGGUUUGUGAUGAAUUUGAUAUACCACGUUGGGUUGAGUCAAAUAAAAUUCAUGCAGCAGGAUUAAUUGUUAGCGCUUAUGCGGAAAACUACAGUCAUUGGAAUGCAUUUGAAUCAUUAUCAUCAUGGCUUAAACGACAUAAUAUUCCAGCUUUAUAUGGUAUCGAUACAAGAAUGUUAACAAAAAAAUUACGUGAAUGUGGAACAAUGCUUGGAAAAAUUGCUCUCGAUGGUUAUGAUCCAGAACAAAUCUCAUUCUAUGAUCCAGCUAAAGUUAAUCUUUUAACAAGCGUAUCGAUACCGAAACCUCGUGUGUAUAAUCCAUCUGGCAGUCCCUCGAUAGCAUGUAUUGAUUGUGGUAUGAAAAAUAAUCAGUUACGUAUACUAUGUACAUUAGGCGCAAAAGUUACCGUUGUACCAUGGAAUUAUCGAGUUAAACAAGAAGACUUUGAUGGAUUAUUUAUUUCUAAUGGUCCCGGUGAUCCACAAAUGUGUGAGGAGCCCAUUCAAACAAUAAAAUCAUGGAUUAGUGAAGAUAAUACUGUGAUCAAACCAGUAUUUGGUAUUUGUCUUGGCCAUCAAUUAAUGGCAAUUGCUAUUGGAUUGAAAACAUAUAAAAUGAAAUAUGGUAAUCGUGGACAAAAUUUGCCUUGUUUACUUGUUGGGACGAAUCGUUGUUUUAUUACAUCUCAGAAUCAUGGUUAUGCUGUUGAAACAUCAAAUGGUAUGCCAGAUAAAUGGAAUGUAUUAUUUGAGAACAAAAACGAUCAAUCAAACGAGGGCAUCAUUCAUAGUAAUAAACCGUUCUUCAGUGUCCAAUUUCAUCCAGAACAUUGUGCGGGACCCAAAGAUACGGAACACAUGUUUAAUAUAUUUGUUGAUACUGUAAAACGGUAUAAACAAAAAAUAAAUGAUAAUUUUGUAUUGAAGACAUAUUUAAUUGAUACUCUAAGUUGUUUUGUUGAUUCCAAUGCUCCAAAAGCAUAUUGUGCUCGUGCAAAAAAAGUAUUAAUAUUAGGAAGUGGCGGCUUGAGUAUUGGACAGGCGGGCGAAUUCGAUUAUUCUGGCUCACAGGCAAUAAAAGCAUUAAAAGAAGAAAACAUUCAUACAAUAUUGAUAAAUCCAAAUAUAGCAACUAUACAAACAUCAAAAGGUUUAGCGAAUAAAGUAUAUUUUUUACCUAUAAUAUCCUUUUAUGUUGAACAAGUUAUUAAAAAUGAGCGACCAGAUGGAAUAUUAUUAAGUUUUGGAGGGCAAACAGCUCUCAAUACCGGUAUUGAAUUACAUGAAACCAAUAUAUUAAAGAAAUAUGGAUGUAACGUACUCGGUACUCCGGUUGAAUCUAUACAAAUAACAGAAGAUCGAUCAUUAUUUGCUCAAAAAAUGUCAGAUAUUGGUGAAAAAGUAGCACCAUGUGAAGCAGCUGCUACGCUUGAACAGGCCUUGGAGUCAGCCGAACGUAUUGGUUAUCCUGUUUUGGUUCGAGCUGCAUUUGCUCUCGGUGGUCUUGGUUCUGGUUUUGCUCAUAAUGUCGAAGAGCUCAUUCCUUUGGUGUCGUCUGCAUUUGCACACACAUCUCAGUUACUUAUUGAUAAAUCACUCAAAGGUUGGAAAGAAGUUGAAUAUGAAGUGGUCCGUGAUCAGUUUGACAAUUGCAUUGUUGUUUGCAACAUGGAGAACAUCGAUCCGCUGGGCAUUCAUACAGGUGAAUCGAUGGUUGUUGCUCCAAGUCAAACAUUGACAAAUGAAGAGUAUAAUUUGUUACGUACUGUCUCCAUCAAAGUUGUAAGACAUUUGGGUAUUGUUGGCGAAUGUAAUGUACAAUAUGCGCUUGAUCCAUUGAGUAAGGAUUAUUAUAUCAUUGAAGUUAAUGCUCGUUUGUCUCGUAGUUCAGCGUUAGCAUCAAAAGCCACAGGUUAUCCAUUGGCUUAUAUAGCAGCAAAAUUGGCAUUAGGAAUGAGUCUAGUUGAUCUGAAGAAUACUGUGACCGGAUGUACGUGUGCUUGUUUUGAACCGAGUCUCGAUUAUUGUGUUAUUAAAAUACCAAGAUGGGAUCUAAAUAAAUUUGUGCGUUGUUCAAACAAAAUUGGUAGUUCAAUGAAAAGUGUUGGAGAAAUAAUGGCUAUUGGGCGAACAUUCGAAGAAACGUUUCAAAAAGCUCUCAGAAUGGUUGAUGAAAAUGUGAUGGGUUUCGAUCCAUACCAACGAGCAAUUAAGGACGAGGAAUUAUCAAUUCCAACUGAUAAACGUCCAUUUAUAUUAGCCACAGCACUUCAUCAAGGUUACACCGUAGAACGUCUUUGGGAGUUAACAAAAAUUGAUCGAUGGUUUCUACAUAAAUUUUCUCAUAUAAUUCAAUUUAUAAUUGAACGUAUGGAGAAAUCAUCCGCAUCUAUAUUAGAGAAUCGUGAUUUUUUAUUAGAUGCAAAACGCUUAGGUUUUUCUGAUAAACAGAUUGGAUACUAUUGUAACGAUACAGAGGUUGAUGUACGUUCUUCAAGAGAAAAAUAUAAUAUUCAUCAAUAUGUAAAACAAAUCGAUACGGUAGCCGGUGAAUUUCCAGCACAAACUAAUUACUUAUAUUUGACAUAUCAUGGUAGCGAAAAUGAUGUACAACCAAGUAGUUUAAAUCAGAAUAAACCAACCAUUGUUCUUGGUUCUGGUGUCUAUCGAAUUGGUAGUUCUGUUGAAUUUGACUGGUGUGCUGUUGGCUGCUUGAAUGAAUUAAGAAAUCUUGGACAUUAUACCAUUAUGAUUAAUUGUAAUCCGGAAACAGUUAGUACAGAUUAUGAUGUUAGUGAUCGUUUGUAUUUUGAAGAAAUAUCAUUUGAAUGUGUUAUGGAUAUUUAUAAUUUUGAAAAACCUUACGGUGUCAUCCUAUCAUUUGGUGGACAACUUCCAAAUAAUAUUGCCAUGGAUUUACAUCGACAACAAACAGUUCAUAUAUUAGGUACACAUCCAGAAAAUAUUGAUAAAGCUGAAAAUCGUUAUAAAUUUUCACGUGGUCUUGAAAAAAUUGAUAUUUUACAACCUCAAUGGAGACAACUAUCAGAUAUUGAUAAUGCAAGUAAUUUUUGUGAUGGUGUUCAAUAUCCAUGUUUAGUUCGUCCAUCGUAUGUUUUGUCUGGUGCAGCUAUGAAAAUUGUUUAUAAUAAAAAUGAUUUAAAAUCCUAUUUGAAUGAACAUGAAUUAUCUCGUGAAUAUCCUGUUGUCAUAUCAAAAUUUAUACUUGAUGCUAAGGAAAUUGAUAUUGAUGCUGUGGCAAAAAAUGGAGAAGUUGUUCGAAUGGCUAUAUCAGAACAUGUGGAAAAUGCCGGUGUUCAUAGUGGAGAUGCGACACUUGUAACACCACCUCAAGAUUUAAAUACAGAUACAAUAAACAAGAUAAAGACAAUUUGUUUUGCUAUUGCAGAAGAGUUGAAAGUUUCAGGUCCAUUCAAUAUUCAAUUGAUAGCUAAAGAUAAUGAAUUAAAAGUUAUUGAAUGCAAUGUACGAGUAUCAAGAUCAUUUCCCUUUGUAUGCAAAACAUUUGAUCAUAAUUUUAUUGCCGUAGCAACACAAAUAUUAGUCGGUGUAGAACCAGCCAGAAUUGAUAAUGUAUUAUUUCUUCAAUCUGAACGUGUUGGUGUCAAAGUACCACAAUUUUCAUUUUCACGUCUAUCAGGUGCUGAUGUUUUACUUGGCGUCGAAAUGAUGAGCACUGGUGAAGUAGCAGGUUUUGGUGUUGAUCGUUAUUCUGCUUAUAUGAAAGCGUUAUUAAGCAGUGGUUACUGUUUACCAAAGAAAAAUGUUUUAUUAUCGAUUGGAUCUUAUAAAGCAAAAAAAGAAUUAUUAAAUGCCGUUAAAACAUUAAAAGAUUUAGGUUAUGAAUUGUAUGCGAGUUAUGGUACAGCAGAUUAUUAUGAAACAAAUAAUAUUAAUGUUCAUCCAAUUGAUUGGCAAUAUGAACAGAAUGAAGAUUCAUCCACAAAUGGUAAUAGACAAAAAGAAUCAACAAUUAUAGAUCCAAAUCAACAACUAUCGAUUGCUGAUUAUUUAUCUAAUGGAGGAUUCGAUCUUGUUAUAAAUAUUCCUAUGCGUUCAGCUGGCAUGUUUCGAGCGUCAUCAUCAAUUCUAUGCACACAAGGUUACCGUUGUCGUCGAUUGGCUGCAGAUUUUAGUGUACCAUUGAUUACUGAUGUUAAAUGUGUUAAAUUGUUUGUUGAAGCAUUACGUCGAUGUAAUUGUAAAUUAAUAAACAUUAAUAUGUCUGUUGAUUGUUUAUCAUCGACAACCCUAGUACGUUUACCAGGAUUAAUUGACUGUCAUAUUCAUUUACGAGAGCCGGGUGAUGAACAUAAAGAAGAUAUUACUAGUGGAACAGCAUCUGCAUUAGCUGGUGGAAUUACGAUGAUUUGUGCGAUGCCAAAUACAAAACCGCCAUUAACAAAUGAACGCUCAUUAAAUCUGACUGAACGAUUGUAUCAGAAGAAAGCACUAUGCGAUUAUGGUCUGUAUAUGGGAGCUACUGCUGAUAAUGCGCUAGAAGCAAGUAGUUUGGCUUCACGAUGUGUUGGUUUAAAAAUGUAUUUGAAUGUCACAUAUGGCGAUCUUAAAUUGGAUAAAAUGGAAUCAUGGAUGAAACAUUUUGAAAAUUGGCCGCAUGAUAUUCCAAUUGUGGCUCACGCUGAAGGUCAAACAACAGCGAGUAUUAUAUGUUUAGCAGAAUUAUUUAAUCGUAGUGUACAUAUUUGUCAUGUGGCUAGACGCGAUGAAAUUCUUUUGAUACGUGCAGCCAAAUUAAAAGGUGUUCGAGUAACUUGUGAAGUAACACCACAUCAUUUAUUUUUACAUCAGAAUAAUACACAAUAUAUUCUUGAUUAUUAUGGAAAUUCAAAUGGAUUUCGAGAAGUAAAACCGAAUCUACAAACUGAAUCGGAUUGUCAAGCUCUCUGGGAAAAUUUAGAUAUUAUUGAUUGUAUAGCUACAGAUCAUGCACCACAUACAAAAACUGAAAAGUCAUUGAGUGACACAGCGCCACCAGGUUUUCCAGGUAUUCAGACAUCAUUACCGUUAAUGUUAACAGCUGUCAAUAAUGGAAAAUUAACAAUGCAACAAUUAGUCGAUAAAAUGUACACAAAUCCAAAACGUAUAUUUAAUUUACCUGAUCAAGACGAUACGUAUGUUGAGGUUGAUAUGAAUCAUAAAUGGACAAUUAUGGAUGAUGAAACGCUGUUAUCAAAAGCACAGUGGACACCUUUUAUUGGAAUGCCAAUGCGUGGUGCAGUUCAUCGAGUUGUAUUACGUGGUGAAGUGGUAUAUGUUGAUGGAAAAGUUUUAGCAGAGAAUGGUUUUGGUAAAAAUAUUGUUGAUUUACGAAAAAACUCCAAAUUACUGCCAUCAUUAUCUAUUGAACAGACAAAAUCUCCAAAAAGUACUGGAGAUGUUUAUUUGGCAAACUCAUCACAGAAUGAACAUUUUAUCAAUAUGAUACGACCUAAACACCGAAAUGUUAGUGAGUCGGACACUAACUUACAUGGUGAUAAUAGCGACGUAUUUCAACAUGUUAAAAAACAAGAUAGUUUCAAGAUUGGAUCGACUAUUAGUAUGGCUAAACAACAUGUGUUAAGUGCAUUAGGUUUAACUCGAAAUCAAUGUCGUGAAAUCUUUAGGCUUGCUCAUAAUUAUCGUAGUUGUCGAUUGUCACAGCGUUCCAUUGAACCUAUUUUGGCUGGCAAAGUAAUAACAUUAAUGUUUUUUGAACCAAGCACAAGAACGCAAUGUUCAUUUGCUGCCGCUAUGCAACGAUUAGGUGGCACAGUAAUAAAUUUUGAUAGUCAAACAUCAUCAAUUCAAAAAGGAGAAUCAAUAGAGGAUUCUGUACGAAUACUCGCCGGAUAUACCGAUGCUAUAGUCAUUAGACAUUCGGAAGUAGGUGCUGUACAACGUGCCGCUUCUGUUUCACGUAUACCCAUAAUAAACGCAGGCGACGGUAUCGGAGAACAUCCAACUCAGGCAUUACUCGAUGUGUUUACUAUAAAAGAAGAAAUUGGAAAGCUUGAUGAUAUUACUAUAACGAUGGUUGGUGAUUUGAAACAUGGGCGUACUGUUCAUUCUUUAGCCAAAUUAUUGGCGAUGUACAGUGAUAAAGGUAUUACGUUGCGUUAUGUUUCUCCACCAUCGUUGACGAUGCCAGAAGAAAUUAUGAGCUAUCUGAAGAAAGCUGGCAUUUCACAAAAAGAAUAUACGCUGCUAGAAGAAGCACUGCCAAAUACCGAUGUACUCUACAUGACACGAAUUCAAAAAGAACGUUUUUCUAGCGAAGAAGAGUAUAAAAAGUCAUCCGGAUUAUAUAUUGUAAAUCCGCACUUAAUGAGAAAAGCAAAAAAACAUGGUAAAAUGAUUGUUAUGCAUCCAUUGCCAAGAUUAGAUGAAAUAAGUACGACAUUCGACAAUGAUCCUCGUGCUGCCUAUUUUCGCCAAGCGGAAAAUGGCGUUUAUGUUAGAAUGGCGUUGCUCACGGCACUUUUGGCCCCAUCAGUGAUGCAGCAAGCAAUAAAUGAACUUGUACUAAAAUUGAAAUCAUAUAUCAUAAUGUCGGCUACUGCUGCUGCUACUGCUGUUAAAACUCUUCGUUUUGCACCAGCUGUUAAAGAAUUACGUCUACAUUUAUGUCAGACAUCGUCAACAAGUAAAGGUGUACGAGAUUUUAUUGAAAAAUUUUAUGUUAAUAUCAAAAAACAAAAUCCUCAUACACCAUUACUUAUACGUGAAUGUAGUGGAAUAUCGCCAUGUUUAUGGACACGUUAUGAUUUUGGUGUUGAAAAACAAAUACAAUUAGCAGGAAUGAAUGCUGAACAAGUACUGAAUGCUAUUGAAAAAUUAGCAACAAAAACAAAAUAA
Messenger RNA from Didymodactylos carnosus, 7080 nucleotides. The record is from the annotation of a GenBank genome assembly. NCBI's taxonomy places the organism in Eukaryota, Metazoa, Rotifera, Eurotatoria, Philodinida, Philodinidae.